This is a messenger RNA of Diplodia corticola, 486 nucleotides long. Its product is annotated as wd repeat protein. The record is from RefSeq and is a predicted model, not a curated record. Gene Ontology annotation, biological process: SRP-dependent cotranslational protein targeting to membrane. The coding region runs from base 1 to 486 and encodes 161 amino acids. The transcript has 3 exons. Gene Ontology annotation, cellular component: signal recognition particle, endoplasmic reticulum targeting. Lineage: Eukaryota; Fungi; Ascomycota; Dothideomycetes; Botryosphaeriales; Botryosphaeriaceae.
AUGCCCUACUUCACCACGAGCGCCGAGUGGUUCGAGCAGUCCCGGCUGCUGCUCGAAGCCCGUCCCACCACCGCCCGUGUCGUGACAAAGUACUCGAUCAUCAAGCGCAAGACCAGCAAAGACGGCAAGCGGCAGGUCGCCACCAGCGACUCGGCGCACGCCGACGCGACGCAGAAGCCGACCGCGGGCGCGCCCGCCCAGGCGACCCAGGCCGCCCUCACCCUCAAGACGUACGACCCGGCCUCGGGCGUGUGCUUGAAGUACCAGACCACCAAGGCCGCCGAGGUGGGCCGCCUGAUCUCGAGCUUGGAGCGGUUGGCGAGGAGGAUGGCGGCGUUGCCGAGUGUGCAAGAGGAUGCUGCAAUGCCGGAUGCGCCCGCCGCCGAACAGGGCACUGGAACGAACACGCCCAACCCGGAGCCGGCAAAGACGGACUCGAAGCCCGCACAGGGCGGAGGAAAGAAGAAGAAGAAGGGCAAGAAAUGA